AAGUAAAGCACAAAUAUAUUUUUUAUAAGGAGAGGGAGAGAUAGGGUAAAAUAAAAACAGCUUCGAACCGCAACAACAACAUGCGUAGCAGUCGAUCUAUACUAGUACAUCUCUUCUGAUUCUCUCUCUCUCUCUCUCUCUCUCUUCAGGGUGCUUCAAAAUGGCAGAACCUUCCAAAGUUAUUCACGUUCGCAAUGUUGGGCAUGAAAUUUCUGAAAAUGAUCUGCUUCAGCUUUUCCAGCCAUUCGGAGUGAUAACUAAGCUUGUCAUGCUUCGUGCUAAAAAUCAGGCUCUCCUCCAAAUGCAAGAUAUCCCUUCCGCCAUUAAUGCUCUGCAAUUUUAUGGAAAUGUCCAGCCGACCAUAAGGGGUAGGAAUGUUUAUGUCCAGUUCUCAUCACAUCAGGAACUAACCACAAUGGAUCAAAAUUCCCAAGGACGGGCAGAUGAGCCGAAUCGAAUUCUUUUAGUUACAAUCCAUCACAUGCUAUAUCCUAUUACAGUGGAAGUGCUACAUCAAGUUUUUUCUCCUCAUGGAUUUGUGGAGAAGAUUGUCACAUUUCAGAAGUCGGCUGGUUUUCAAGCCCUUAUUCAGUAUCAGUUACGCCAGAGUGCUGUUGCAGCUAGGACUGCUCUUCAGGGACGUAAUAUAUAUGAUGGUUGCUGUCAGCUGGACAUCCAAUUUUCAAACUUGGAUGAGUUGCAAGUGAACUACAAUAAUGAUCGAUCAAGGGAUUUCACUAACCCACAUCUGCCUGCUGAACAGAAAGGCAGAUCUUCACAAGCUGGAUAUGGUGAUGCAGGAGUUGCAUAUCCACAGAUGGCCAAUGCUGCUGCUAUUGCUGCUGCCUUUGGUGGAGGUCUGCCUCCUGGAAUCAGUGGAACAAAUGAUAGGUGUACGGUUCUCGUGUCCAAUUUAAAUCCUGAUAAAAUAGACGAGGAUAAACUCUUCAACCUGUUUUCCUUAUAUGGGAACAUUGUGAGGAUUAAACUUCUCCGCAAUAAACCUGAUCAUGCACUUGUUCAGAUGGGGGAUGGCUUUCAGGCUGAAUUGGCAGUACACUUCUUAAAGGGUGCGGUGCUUUUUGGGAAGCGAUUGGAGGUCAACUUUUCAAAGCAUCCAAAUAUAACUCAAGGUGCUGAUACGCAUGAGUAUGUCAAUUCUAAUCUCAAUCGCUUCAACCGCAAUGCUGCAAAGAACUACAGGUACUGCUGCUCACCAACAAAGAUGAUCCACCUUUCUACUCUACCUCAGGACAUCACAGAAGAAGAGAUUGUGAGCCACUUGGAGGAGCAUGGCACCAUUGUCAACACCAAGCUCUUUGAGAUGAAUGGGAAAAAGCAGGCCCUUGUUCUGUUUGAAACAGAAGAGCAGGCCACUGAAGCGCUUGUGUGCAAGCACGCCAUAUCAGUUGCUGGGUCAAUAAUCCGGAUCUCCUUCUCCCAGCUACAAUCAAUUAGAGAAUCCUCAUAAAACAAUGAAUGGGGGUAAGGAUUCGUCUUCCAGUGGAAAUCAACUUUUAAGGAUUGGUACUCAGCAAAGGAUAUUUAGUAUGUUGGUUUCGUUGCUUGCUUCUUUUUGUCUUGUAACAGUUCAUUUCUUCUAUGACUGAUGGAUGCUCUUGUUUCUUAUUUACCAUCCUUCUUACUCUAAUAUUUGUAGCAAUUAUUUCUUUAGGUUUUUGUUGAAUAUGAGGAUUCCGAGUAGAUUCCUUCGUCUGCAGCAGAAAUGCUCAAUUUUGAAAGUAGGAAGGGAGAGUGAAUGUAUCAUCCUUUUUUUUAGUCAUGCUUUUGUAUCAGUUUUGUAAAUUUUGCUUAUAAAUUCAGGCUAAUUGGGCGUUUUCUGAUGUUUCUUAACCCAAGCCCAAUUUGUUCUA
Molecule: messenger RNA, 1874 nt
Organism: Ricinus communis (castor bean)
Lineage: Eukaryota; Viridiplantae; Streptophyta; Magnoliopsida; Malpighiales; Euphorbiaceae
Product: polypyrimidine tract-binding protein homolog 3
Exons: 15
Coding region: 161-1471 (436 amino acids)
Biological process (GO): regulation of RNA splicing
Cellular component (GO): nucleus
Molecular function (GO): mRNA binding
Source: RefSeq, a predicted model, not a curated record